This is a messenger RNA of Drosophila kikkawai, 1418 nucleotides long. RefSeq names its product Calcineurin B (gene CanB). Gene Ontology annotation, cellular component: calcineurin complex. Gene Ontology annotation, molecular function: phosphatase binding; calcium-dependent protein serine/threonine phosphatase regulator activity; calcium ion binding. NCBI's taxonomy places the organism in Eukaryota, Metazoa, Arthropoda, Insecta, Diptera, Drosophilidae. Gene Ontology annotation, biological process: calcineurin-mediated signaling; protein dephosphorylation. The record is from RefSeq and is a predicted model, not a curated record.
GCAAGCUAACGGUGAAAAGCGCUGCGCUCUCCCAUUCACAGUCGUGUGUUUGCUGGCGAGCGAAGAGUUGAGAGCGUCAUUUGGGAGUUAAACAAAAUCAACGGAAUUGUUUAUUUAUGAAUAAGCUGGUCUUAGCGAAACUAAGUUUUUGAAAGCCGCAGGAAUCGCAGGACGUAGAGCAGAGCAGAGGAGGAGAGCAGCAAAGCCAAAGAUCACCCAUUUUGUCAUCUAGUUAGGAAGCGAACAGCAAUCUUCGGUCAAGAACAUGGGUAACGAGACCUCCCUACCCAUGGACAUGUGUUCCAACUUCGAUGCCGACGAGAUCCGGCGGCUGGGCAAGCGUUUCCGUAAACUGGACCUGGACAAUUCCGGGGCGCUGAGCAUAGAUGAGUUCAUGUCGCUGCCGGAAUUGCAGCAGAAUCCAUUGGUGCAGCGCGUUAUCGAUAUCUUUGAUGCCGAUGGCAAUGGCGAGGUGGACUUCAAGGAGUUCAUCCAGGGCGUCUCGCAGUUCAGUGUGCGCGGCGAUAAGCUGUCAAAGCUGCGGUUCGCCUUUCGCAUCUAUGACAUGGACAACGAUGGCUACAUCUCCAACGGGGAGCUCUUCCAGGUUCUGAAGAUGAUGGUGGGCAACAAUCUGAAGGAUACACAGUUGCAACAGAUCGUAGACAAGACCAUUUGCUUUGCGGACAAGGACGAGGAUGGCAAGAUAUCGUUCGAUGAGUUCUGUUCGGUGGUGGGCAACACUGACAUACACAAGAAAAUGGUGGUCGAUGUCUAGGGCAUAUGCGUAUAUAAGUACAUAUAAUAGACAUACUAUGUAGAGCAUAGGAUCCGGAUAACCAAGUGUGUGUAUGUGUACCUUCCGCUCAACCCGUUAAGCUUUAUAUAUAUAUAUAUUAAAUGGAUCUUGUGUAUGUCUGUCUGUCGUCGGUCUGCGUGCCAAAAGAAAGCAGUUCGUUCACUCGAUUCUUACUCGAUACCUAUCUAGAUAUAAAUAUAUAUAACCUAUAUGCACAUACCUGACCGAUCUCUCAUCCUCAGAAUGCUAUGAAUUGUGUCUUAUACUCAUACGAAACCACCGGCAACGGACCACUACAAAAAAAAAAAAAAAAAAAACGCAUCCUCCUCUUACCUUGGAAAACCCUAACCCUAGACCUUUUACCCAACCAUCAAGAAAACGCUCUCCCCCCAUUCGAUAAGUAUUUGCUAUAUAUAUGUAGGUGACUUAAGAUUGACGACGACAUCCGACAUCUCGCUCGCAUCAUCAUCUCAAGCUAGUUUGUACUGUAUCCUAACUCUACGUUCAAUUCAAAGUCUAAAACUUAAGUUAAUCUCUCGACUAAAUGUUGUGUAUAAGAUAUGUAAAAACUACAACUACAAUUAAAAAAUGUUUAUCGAAUAAAAAGGAAAGAAAAGCA